AUGGAUUUUGCCUACGAUCAUAUAGCCGAGCAGCAAUUCACACCCACAGAUAGGACAACAACGCCCACACCCGCUACUUCUACUGGCGGAAACAAUGACCCCACGACACCUAGAGCCACCCCUUCUGCUCCGAGACAGAAUCUUCAAACCGAAUUCCAAGAGACGUUCAAAGCCUUUUCAAAGUCUCCGUGGGGUACAACUCUAGGAGGCUUCUGGGGCAAUGUCAAGAAACAAGGCGAGACCUACUACGAAGAGGCUAGAAAAGAGGCUGCUGAGGUUGCCAGUGAGGUAGAGGCCUUAAGAGUGAAGGGGUUCAAAGGUCUUGGGCUCGGCGCUGAUGGCCCUGCUGGCAGUUCCGAUGUAGCGUCAGAUAUUCAAGCCUCCAAGUCCGCCCAAGAAAAAGGCGAAAGUGGGGAUAACAAGGCCCUGGAUGACACCGACACCUUCCUCGAACGGUUCAAGAGCGAGGCUGCCAAGAGAUUGAAGGAUGUACAAAAAGCAGAGGAUGCGGCUGAUGAAGCCCUUCUCAGAUUCGGCACUAAUAUCCGAAAUUUCCUGCGCGAUGCAGUCGCAGUCACUGCUCCGGAAGAUGCUCGCCAACCUGGUGAGGUCAUGUUUGAAAGUAAAGAUUCAGCUACAGGGAAAAGAGUCAUCCAUACUAGCAGAUUUGAUGCGCAAUUACAUGUCAUCCAUACAACUCCGUCCAGUUAUACACAAGAUUCGACUGGGUCUGGCAAUGAAUGGGAAGAGUUCAAGCAAACCUUCGAUAUUGAUAAAAUGACGACCAGAAUCGCUGAAGACUUGGAAAAGUAUAGUGAACUGAGAGCCUCCAUGGAGAAGCUUGUUCCUGAACAAGUCGACUACAAAUCCUUCUGGACCCGAUACUACUUUAUGAGACACGUGGUAGAAGUCCAAGAGGAGAAGCGAAAAGAAUUGCUGAAAGCUUCUGCAGAUGAGACAGAGGAAGUUGGCUGGGAUGAGGAUUCAGAGGAUGAGCAAGAAAGCUCAACGACGCCUCAACUUAAGCAAAGCCAGGAACAUGCUCCUAAGGUUCUUGUAGCACAGAGUGCGAACGACUCCUCAACAACGCUUCAUCAAACACCUCCAACCCUGGCUGGGACGGCGUCACUGAAGCCUGAACCGUCAGGGCGAAGAUCACAUGACGAGAAAUCCGUGGCGGACAGUGACGCCAGCUAUGACCUUGUCAGUGGGGCUACAAGUCGAGCCCCUGGGAGCCCAAAGGAUGAUGUCGCCAAGUCUACCGCGACAAAGGUAGAAGAGAGUGAUGAGGAAGACUGGGAAUGA
Molecule: messenger RNA, 1305 nt
Organism: Exophiala bonariae
Lineage: Eukaryota; Fungi; Ascomycota; Eurotiomycetes; Chaetothyriales; Herpotrichiellaceae
Exons: 2
Coding region: 1-1305 (434 amino acids)
Cellular component (GO): cytoplasm
Source: RefSeq, a predicted model, not a curated record